This is a messenger RNA of Carassius gibelio (silver crucian carp), 1657 nucleotides long. RefSeq names its product LSM family member 14B (gene lsm14b). The transcript is spliced from 9 exons. The record is from RefSeq and is a predicted model, not a curated record. Gene Ontology annotation, molecular function: mRNA binding. Bases 82 to 1224 code for a protein of 380 amino acids. NCBI's taxonomy places the organism in Eukaryota, Metazoa, Chordata, Actinopteri, Cypriniformes, Cyprinidae.
GACACAGCCUAUGCUUCGGUUUGAACAGAUCUGGCCUGUUUGAAGUCUCUUUAAUCAGCUGAAGUGGUUUGUGUUGAGAUCAUGAGCAGCGGUACUCCUUACAUCGGCAGUAAGAUCAGUCUGAUCUCUAAAGCUCAGAUUCGCUAUGAGGGGAUAUUAUACACUAUAGACACUGAUAAUUCCACCGUGGCUCUGGCGAAAGUGAGGUCUUUUGGGACGGAGGGGCGACCGACAGACCGGCCCGUGCCGCCGAGGGAUGAGGUCUUCGAGUACAUCAUCUUCCGAGGAAGUGACAUCAAAGACAUCACGGUCUGUGAACCUCUGAAGAUGCACCACAGUCUUCCUCAGGACCCUGCUAUUGUUCAGUCGUCUGUGGGUUCAGUUCAUUACCCUGCAUCUCAGGGUGGCUACAGUCCUUACCGAAGCGUGCUGCCCUCCUACAGCCAGCUGGCCGCCAGCUCGCUCCUCAGCCAGCAGUAUGCCGCUGCCCUGGGCCUCGGCUCUGGCUUGCCUGGUGUUCCUGUGAGGAGAGGCCCAAUGGUUGAGCAGGCUGUUCAGACCGUGCCUGCAGAGAAAGCAGCGCAGAAGAAGGGUUUGUCUGGAGCGCAGCAGCAGGGAGGAGAGACGGGCCGAGCGCAGCGGGCCAGAGCCCCGGCCCAGAGAGCUGCGCAGCAAGGAGCCUUGAAGGGACCAAGUUCGGCCAAUGAUGAGAACAAGCCUCCAGGCAGCAGAAGAAAACAGGGAGCUCGACGGUCCAGGAACCGUGGCAGAGGUCAAAUCCUUGUAGGCAGCAUGAAGCCCAGCACCCUGCAGUUUGAGUCGGACUUUGACUUUGAAAUGGCAAACGCUCAGUUUAAUAAAGAUGAGCUGGAGAAAGAGAUUGAAGACCAGCUCAGUGUUCAAGAACCAAAGGAGAGCCCAGAGGAAAGAAUCGAUAAAGAGAAGGAAAAGCCUGUCCUUGAGAGCGAGAGCAAUGUAGAUGAGGAUCCACUCGGGCCCAAGUGCUUUUACAAUAAAGCCAAGUGCUUCUUCGAUAACGUCUCCUCAGAACUUAAGUCAAGGCGUACCACAUGGGCUGAGGAGAGGAAGCUGAACGUGGAGACUUUUGGGGUCCCUGGGCGGUUUCUACGAGGCCGUGGUUUUCGGGGUAAUUUCAGAGGGAGACGGGGCCAAGUGGUUGCACAGCACCCUGUCCCACAGAGGGUAGGGAGUGGACGGCUCUGAGGCCUGGCAUGCACUGCCUUCCUCUGGGACGUGGGUGAUUUGGUCUGGUCUAUGAAUUUGGUUUCCAGUGUCUGAGAUCUUCAGUGGUAAAUAUCACUAGACUCGCCCUACUGUGAAAAAUGGCUACACUGUUACUUUUCAUUUGUUUAAAUGGCCUUUUCCUUUUUGUUUGAGGAAUCUCUCAGCUUUAAUGUGAAUGCACCUUAAUCUAUCAGUGAUUUUCUGCAUUUGAACUAGGAUAGCACUUUUAUUUGCAUGUAUAACCAAUUUAAUGGCUGUACAGGAAUAUCCAGUUAGAUGGAAUAGAUUAAAUUCAGCCUAUGGUAUGUCGUCCCCGAUUAAAUUAUUUAUAACUUUUUUUUUUUUUUUUCUUCAAUGUGUGAUUUUUGUAAGGGGAUCUUGUUCUUGAUUGUUAAUAAAUGUAGAAAAUGUA